AUGCAUGUAUGCAUGACGGAAAGUCGCACCGUGCUCUGUAUGCAGGAUGAUGGCUGCCAUGCAGUACCAUAUGCAAACAAACUCAUCAUUUUUGGGGAUUCAUGGUCCGAUAACGGGCAGUUGAAUUCGGGAAUAGCAAAUGAACAACGGCAGAGCAAUGGAUGGACAUGGGUGGAAUACCUGUCGAUGAUGACUGGAGCGGAUCUGUAUGAUUAUGCGUUCUCUGGAGCGACAGCCAAUAAUUCUGUAGUGAAUCGUUCCACAUACGACGUUGGACAACAGAUUGGUUUGUUCCUUGGUAACGAGUCCCAAAUCGGGCAAUCAGAAUCGGAGCGCUCGGUUUUUAUGAUUUGGACAGGGGUCAACGAUGUCCAUGAUAUUUUCACCACGAUCAAUGAAACCGAGCAACAACUAGAAACAAUCAAUCAAGUCGUGCUUUCGAUCGAAAACGAGCUUAGGGUUUUACAUCAAGUUGCAUCGGCGAAGCAAUUGGCAAUUCUGGGUUUGGCGCCGAUUGACCGGCUAGCCUUGUUUGCGGAUUCCUUGGAAGAUGAACGUCAACAAUUGCGAUGGCUUGUACGCCAGUAUAACGCCAAAUUACGCUCAUUGGCUCGGCGCUUUUCAGCACAGACGGGAACAAGGACGGUGUUUGUGGAUAUUCACUCCUUAUUUGACUCCAUCUUUCUAGCCCCUGUCAUUUUCGGGUUUGCAGAGAUCAAUGAUACGUGUAUCUCGCAAGCCUUUCUCUGCGAAGAAUACCCCAAUCGUUAUUUAUGGUGGGACGGAUGGCAUCCGACCACAGCGACCCACAGGUUGAUAGCCAUCACGGUUCUCGGUCAGCUUGCCAUUUUUGAUAUAAAUUAG
Messenger RNA from Radiomyces spectabilis, 864 nucleotides. Its product is annotated as GDSL lipase/esterase. The record is from RefSeq and is a predicted model, not a curated record. NCBI's taxonomy places the organism in Eukaryota, Fungi, Mucoromycota, Mucoromycetes, Mucorales, Radiomycetaceae. Bases 1 to 864 code for a protein of 287 amino acids. Gene Ontology annotation, molecular function: hydrolase activity, acting on ester bonds. The transcript is spliced from 7 exons.